Messenger RNA from Fusarium redolens, 2089 nucleotides. RefSeq lists its product as uncharacterized. The transcript is spliced from 2 exons. Lineage: Eukaryota; Fungi; Ascomycota; Sordariomycetes; Hypocreales; Nectriaceae. Bases 493 to 1845 code for a protein of 450 amino acids. The record is from RefSeq and is a predicted model, not a curated record.
CUGCAUAUAGAAGUUACGGGGCAGUGAAUAAUCAUGAAAAAAGAACAGAGAGCCCAAACUCAUCUGCAAAAACCCGUUUGCUUAAGCUGCAUGCUUUUCUGUCACCAUGAAGCAGCUCCAACUCCUUCCAUCAGCACCACUUUUUUCAUAAGGGGGACUUCAAAAUUUCAUUUAUUUCUCUGCCUCUUUUAUUCAUCUCUGUUACUCUUGUUUGCCUGAGAAUAUUCACCUUUCUUCACCUUUGUGAUUUGCUGAGAGUGGCAUCACCAUUCGCCUUUCGUCUGCCUUUGAUCAGGUAGAGAUUUCUGAGCAGCAACGUACCUUCCCUACAUUAGGUGGUUUUAAUACCAAAGGAGCUGCAGGGAAGCACUUGAUUUUAUCAACCCCGAUAGCUCUGUGAGUAGAGCCCCCCUUCUCCAUGUUCAGCCCUAGCACUUGCUGAGAACUUCAAACAGUCACCAUCAUGUCCCAACUCUGUUAGACUAGCCAAGGAUGAGCUCUCGAGACAAGCCGUCAAGCCAACACCAAGUUGGUGGAGGGGGUCGCUCUGGAAAUUCCAUAGCCUCUGGGCAGCAAGUAAAUCCUGGUGCUACAACUUAUUCUCUCGUGGAUGUGGGUAACCAUGGGGGUGCUCCAGGACGACAGAGCAAUACUUCAUCCCAGCACAGUCUGAAAGAUCACAAUACCCCGUCUAUGGAUGAAUUCUUGAUGGUGCAGGAGCCGCGAAUGAACGGCCUUCUUCAACAUUCCGCACAACAGAUAGAGGUGCAGCGGUCCACCCUUCAACAAGUGGCGAACCAUCUCUCUGCCACUGCUACCAACAUUGGGCACAGCAUAGCCCAGUGGAUUGGACAUCCAGCCUCAGAGCAAGCAGCCAACCUUUAUCACCAACUUGAAAAGUCUCACAGUCGAUAUGUUGAUGUUGAUACCAAGUACCGACAACUGAAGGAUGAGUACCAGGCCCUAGAGAAGCGGCUGCAAGAGUCCAACACCAAGCUUGAGAAUGCUAUAAAGGAGCGGGAUGAGCAGCGACGACUCGCCGAGAUCGCCAACUGGACGGGUGCAACCAAGGUAUCGGAUGACGCUAUCCAGAGCAAGUGGAAGCAGCUUGAAUACAACAUUCGAGCCAUGGGGAGAUCUUUGGCCAAGUGUCAAACUCGUCGCACCUCGAACGUUGCCAUUAAAGACCGACUGUCCAUGGCCGCGCCACGCUGGCCCAAGUUGUCGUUCGAUGAUAACCACACAGAGUUCGUUAUCAGCGCUUAUAUCUGGAUCAUUGUCCAAGAGAUCAUUGAGGAAGGCAGUGAGAUUUGGGGAGGUGAUCAUGGAGUAAACUUCAAAGCGAUCUGUACUGAUUUCAUUGGACUUGCUCCCGAGGGAGACAAACCUUCAGGCCGUGGUCCAACUCUCCGACAUGUUGCACGAUGGAUUGCCCAGGGCGCAGCCUUCUUUGGACAUUUCUUUGUCCGUGACGAGCAAGCCUUUAGACACCGAGCUGCCGCAGAGAUUGAAUUACUGAAAUGUUUCUUAACCAUCCCCACAGACAAAUCAAACGCUGGUCUCCUUCAGGAGAUGAAGGGCAUCAUUGAAGCUGCAAUGGAGCUGGACGAGAUGUUGAUGAGCUCCAAGGCGAUCUUUACUGUCUGUUGGCCCGAGAUCAACAGCCCGAAGCGCCAGCGGUUCAAUACAACCGAAAUGGAGGCGUUUGUACGUGGCAAAUACUUAACAUCCAAGACUGUGGUCGAAUUUGCCAUCUCGCCUCUGCUCAUCAAGAUGGGCAACGCCGAUGGCUGCAACUACGACAGCCGUAUGGUCGUUUGCAAAUCUUUGGUUGUAUGUCGUUAACUGUUGUUGACACGGAGACAAGGUUAUAUGAAGGAGGCCCUUCAUGGAAAGGAACACUUUAUCCGAGUAGGACUGGCAGUGUUUCGGGGGCAGCAAUGAACGCCACGUUUGUGAUUUUGUUAAGUUACCAAGUACUGGUGGUUUAUGUGGUUCUGUAGCUGUUGUGUCCGAGGCUAGGAUGCCAGAUUAGAUGCCAUGGGGAUACAAAAGCCAUAAAGUCAGAGUAGUUUGUUGUCAACUAUGU